UCAUCCCGUGCUGGACUUCAGUUCCCUGUCGGUCGUAUCCACCGUCUUCUGCGUAAGGGAAACUAUGCCCAACGUGUUGGUGCCGGAGCUCCAGUCUACUUGGCUGCUGUUAUGGAAUAUUUGGCUGCCGAAGUGUUGGAAUUGGCAGGAAAUGCUGCCAGAGACAACAAGAAAUCCAGAAUUAUUCCCCGUCAUUUACAGUUGGCCAUCCGUAACGACGAAGAAUUAAACAAACUUUUGUCUGGAGUGACCAUCGCCCAGGGUGGUGUUCUUCCCAAUAUUCAGGCUGUUCUUCUCCCCAAGAAGACCCAGAAGCCUUCUUCCAAGUAAGCGCUUUCGGUGAUGGUAUUUUUGGCUUAAUCUAACGGCCCUUUUCAGGGCCCCUCAUUUUCUAUGCAUAGUCUUCUUGCCGGUUU
Messenger RNA from Octopus bimaculoides (California two-spot octopus), 416 nucleotides. Its product is annotated as histone H2A. Gene Ontology annotation, molecular function: protein heterodimerization activity; DNA binding; structural constituent of chromatin. Lineage: Eukaryota; Metazoa; Mollusca; Cephalopoda; Octopoda; Octopodidae. The record is from RefSeq and is a predicted model, not a curated record. Gene Ontology annotation, cellular component: nucleosome.